Messenger RNA from Onychomys torridus (southern grasshopper mouse), 1681 nucleotides. It is a transcript of the gene C18H6orf141, whose product is annotated as chromosome 18 C6orf141 homolog. Lineage: Eukaryota; Metazoa; Chordata; Mammalia; Rodentia; Cricetidae. The record is from RefSeq and is a predicted model, not a curated record. The transcript is spliced from 2 exons. Bases 2 to 535 code for a protein of 177 amino acids.
UAUGAAUGACCCCCUCGCCAGGGACCAGGCCCGGGGGAGAUCCCGGGGGCGCGCCGAGUGCACUCCGCGCGCGGUGGGGUGUGGGCCACCCUUGGAUCUCCGCGCCCCGGAUCCCGCCCUGGCUGGGACCGAGGCGGAUUUUUCAGCAGCAAGUGGGGACGUGAGAUCCCGAACGCGAGAGAAUCUGGAUUGCCAGUCCUGGGUCAGAGAGAAAGUGCUCUUUCUUCUGCACCCCGAGAGGUGGUUGGGAACACCAGCAGACCCUGCUUGCGCAGAGCUGGAGGAUAGCGAGGAUUUCCCCCCAAGGAUUAGAGACCACCGCGAUUCCGAACCCGACCCGAAGCUUUCCCGCAGACGGAUUGCCACGGCUCCCAGAGGGGACCCCGCAGCCACACCCAGGCCGGUGCUGGUGCGGGUCGUGGAUUACCAGGUGACGCAGGAGGUGCUACAGACUGCGUGGACCAAGGGGCAUAUGACUACGAGGACCGAGGAGCGCUCUGUGACCGCGGUCACCUUUCGCACCCACAGUGAGUAACACGGUUUGUGGGGUCCCGGGCCCCGGCAGAACCUGGAUGUACCCUGCGUUGCUACGGGAGGAUAAUUCGUCGCCAAGGACCCGAACCUGAGAAAUGUUACAGGGAUGUGAAUGCGAGAAAAUGCUCGAAGAACCAACUCUAAGAAGCCUUAGACUUCGACUGUGUCUCACAGUCGUUUAAGAGAACAAAAGGUGAAGAACAUUUUCUAUUUCACAAGUGUCUUGGGAAGAGCAUCCAAACUUGUCUCCAGUACUAAGGAAUCUCUCAGGAUGACCGUGUCUCCGCUCUUUGACUUAACCUCUACCUCACAGAAAAACAAGUUAAUCUAAAAUUGUCUUUGUUAGAUAAAUUGCAUCAAAGACUCCCAGAUGCCCAUCUAAGCAUUUUAUGACUGGAACAAAUGUCAAAGCCACAUAACCACCAUGGAUCAGGCCAGUGUCUACCUCUUUUUUUAUUAAUAUGCAUUUUUAAUUUUUUUGAGACAGUGUCUCACUGUGUGUCCCAGGCUUACUUUGGACUUGGUGUCUAGCCUGUGAUGAUUGAACUUGAAAUCUUCCUCAGCCUUUCACAUACUGGGAUGACAGUGUGUGCUAGAAUGCCUGACUACCACCUCCUUUUAACCCAUUUUUCCAUACCUGUUAUUACCUGUGAUAUUCAUUAUAUUUGACUUGCUGUUGUUUUGAGGGGCCUUAUUAGCUCAUGUUAAUAAAGCUCACUGUGACUCUUUUUUCUUCCUAAGAUUUUAAAAUUUUAAAUUUAUUUUGUGUAUGAUUGUAUGCUUGCAUGUAUAGAUGUGUACAAUGUGUGUGCCAGCUGUCUACAGAGAGCAAAAGAAGGUAUUAUAUUCCCUAAAACUGGAGUAUAGGUGGUGGUGAGCCUCCGUGUGGGUAAUAGAAAUGAAACCCAUGACCUCAGUAAGUGCCGCAAGUAUUUUUAACUGCUGAGCCAUUUAUUCAGUCCUGAAAGUGAUUCUUAGAAGAAGAACGAAUAGCUUUAUUUUAAAAAUAAAUUGUUGGGUCCCAGUGUAGCAUAAGCCUUUCAUUGCAGCAAUCUCGGAGGUCUAGAAGUGGGAGGAUCUGGGGUCCUAAGGCCAGCAGGAAGACAUAUAGUGAGACCCUGUAACAAAACACAACAGAAAAAGAAAA